Molecule: messenger RNA, 2632 nt
Organism: Neltuma alba
Lineage: Eukaryota; Viridiplantae; Streptophyta; Magnoliopsida; Fabales; Fabaceae
Product: mannosyl-oligosaccharide 1,2-alpha-mannosidase MNS1-like
Exons: 14
Coding region: 262-1977 (571 amino acids)
Biological process (GO): carbohydrate metabolic process; mannose trimming involved in glycoprotein ERAD pathway
Cellular component (GO): endoplasmic reticulum; Golgi membrane
Molecular function (GO): mannosyl-oligosaccharide 1,2-alpha-mannosidase activity; calcium ion binding
Source: RefSeq, a predicted model, not a curated record
GGAAGUCCAACGAUUCAUGUCCGCAAUCUAAGCUUUGACACUCGUGGACUCUUCAUAUCAAUCCCUUCAUUCCCAUUCCUUCCCAUAUCUAUUUCCUGUUUUUCUUCGUUCUGCUUUACGACCGUAUCUUCUAUUCUCCCAUGCACCCCAUUACUCCUUGUACCCGUUUUCUCUCUGUUUUCUUGGGGUUUCUCGCCAUUUCUGUAAAUUUCUUUGUCACUUCUCUCAGCUGAUCCAUCGCCUUAAAGUUCUCUAUCGCAAAUGGGGAAGAAAGUAUCUGCGUCGACAGUGAGGGGAGGGCGGUAUCUCCAACCUCGGUAUUACUUUAAGAGGCCUAGACGACUUGCAUUGAUCUUUCUCGCUGUAAUCUCGGUUACAUGGUUUGUAUAUGAUCGCCAAUCACUCACAAGGGUCCAUCAGGAGGAGAUUUUGAGAUUAAAUGAAGAGAUUACAAUCCUGAAAAAUACACUAGAAGACAUGAGAGUCCCUAUGAAAGCUACGGGUGGACAAACCCAGAGUGAAAUACAUGAAGAGCGAUAUGAUCCUAUUACCAUCCAACGAAGAGAGAAAGUAAAGGAUGCCAUGCUUCAUGCAUGGACAUCGUAUGAAAAGUAUGCAUGGGGCAAGGAUGAACUUCAGCCGCAAACAAGGGAUGGUGUUGACAGUUUUGGCGGUCUAGGGGCAACUAUCGUAGAUUCACUUGACACUUUGUAUAUAAUGGGUCUUGAAGUCCAGUUUCAAAGAGCUAGAGAGUGGAUUGCAAACAGAUUAGAUUUCAACAAGAACAUUGAAGUUAGUGUUUUUGAGACAACCAUAAGAGUUCUGGGUGGUCUUCUUAGUGCUUAUGAUCUUUCUGAUGACAAAAUUUUCCUUGAAAAGGCUAGAGAGCUUGCUGAUAAGUUGCUACCCGCUUGGGAUUCACCUACAGGAAUCCCUUAUAAUAGAAUUAACUUGGCAUAUGGCAAUGCACAUAAUCCUUCUUGGACUGGGGGAAACAGUAUUCUUGCAGACUCUGGUUCAGAACAGCUUGAAUUUAUUGCUUUAUCUCAAAGAACAAAAGAUCCCAAGUACCAGCAGAAGGCAGAGAAAGUCAUCAGAGAGAUUCAAAAAAAUUUCCCUGACAACGGGUUGCUUUCCAUACAUAUUGAUCCUCGAACUGGGGUUGCAUCAUAUGGAUCAAUUACAUUUGGUGCUAUGGGUGAUAGCUUCUAUGAGUAUCUACUUAAGGCCUGGAUACAAGGGAACAAGACAGAAGAAGUAAAGUUUUACCGAGAAAUGUGGGAGAAAUCAAUGAAAGGGCUUGAGAGCUUAAUAAAGAGGUCAACACCAUCAUCAUUUGCAUACAUAGCUGAGAAGUUUGGAAAUUCACUCACUGACAAGAUGGAUGAAUUAGCUUGUUUUGCUCCUGGAAUGGUGGCAUUAGGAUCUUUUGGCUAUAAGCCGGGGGAAGCUGAAAAGAUUUUGGCCCUUGCAGAGGAGCUUGCAUGGACUUGUUACAAUUUCUACCAGUCAACACCAACAAAAUUGGCUGGGGAGAACUAUUAUUUCCAUGAAGGAAAGGAUAUGAAUGUUGGCACCUCAUGGAAUAUUCUAAGGCCUGAAACAGUUGAGUCCCUCUUCUAUCUCUGGCGAUUUACUGGAAACAAGACAUACCAAGAAUGGGGUUGGAAUAUUUUCCAAGCAUUUGAAAAGAACUCUCGGAUUGAGACCGGAUAUGUUGGGCUCAGAGAUGUUAUAUCAGGGACAAAAGAUAAUAUGAUGCAGAGCUUCUUCCUUGCAGAAACGCUAAAGUACCUCUAUCUUUUGUUUUCACCUCCAUCAGUUGUACCCCUGGAUGCAUGGGUCUUUAACACGGAGGCCCAUCCUUUAAGAAUUGUGACCAGAGAUGGUCUUCCAGAGGAUUUGAGUGCAAACCAGGAACCAAAAAUCCCUCGUUAUAUGCAGGGUCGGAAAGAAGGUAUACUCGAUUACAAGUAACUGAGCGUUGUUGGUUUAAAAUUACAGGUAAGAAGAGCAUCUUUACCUUGUGUUUCGUGAAACCCAUUGUUAAGAUGUCUGAACCUAACAAGCAUGGAAAAUGUGGGGUUUAUGUUGUGUGUGCCCUAAAAUCUUAUAGGGACUUAGACUUUUGUUUUUGUUUUAAUAUUUUCUCAUGCAUAGAUUUUUCAUAAAUAGGUUUCCAAGUAUUUGGAAAAUGAUGACACCCACAUAUAAAACAUCACUUGAAGUAUAUGUCUACUCCCCUGCUCUCAACCUACAUCCAUAACCUCAUUCAAUGUUACAGAGUGACGACAUUAGUUCAUCGGCCUGAGAGUGUUCAGGAAGUUUAAUUGAUGACUACGAGGGGGACAAACUAUGUAGCAAUGGGCAGAUUUCUUGGAAGGUUUGUCUCUUGAUACAUUAGUAAGAAAAAGUGGUGUCCACACACAAACACACACGCUUAUGCACAUAUGCUACUUAUUUUCUUUUUUCUUUUUUCUCCUUGUAUUUUUUGGGGAGUUGUAAAUCCUUGUGGCUAUGUUGAUUGAUGAAACUUGAGAGACUACAAAAAUUUCUGACUUCUUGGAAUGUUCAUGCUGAUUAACUUAAUGUAGGAUCUCUACUGGGUCUCAAUUUUUAAUCAUAAUAAAUU